AUGAGUUCCCUCCGUUUCCUUGACUUGGUCAAGCCGUUUGUGCCGUUCCUCCCCGAGGUUCAGCAGCCUGAGACCAGGAUCAACUUCCAGCAGAAGCUGAUGUGGACAGCCUUGACGCUCCUCAUCUUCCUGGUCAUGAGCCAGAUGCCCCUGUACGGCAUCGUGUCGUCGGACAACUCGGAUCCUCUAUACUGGCUUCGAAUGGUGAUUGCGAGCAACAGGGGUACGCUGAUGGAGCUGGGCAUUACGCCCAUCAUCUCGUCGGGCAUGGUCUUCCAGCUCUUGGCUGGCACGCACAUGAUUGACGUCAACCUCGACCUCAAGUCGGACCGCGAGCUGUACCAGACGGCCCAGAAGCUAUUUGCAUUCAUCCUGUCGGCCGGAACCGCCACCGUCUACGUCUUCACCGGUCUCUACGGUCCCCCUUCUGACCUGGGCGCCGGCAUCGUCUUCCUCCUAAUCCUGCAGCUUGUCGUGGCCGGCAUGAUUGUCAUCCUGCUCGACGAGCUCCUCCAGAAGGGCUACGGACUGGGCAGCGGUAUUUCCCUGUUCAUCGCCACCAACAUCUGCGAGUCGAUUGUCUGGAAGGCCUUUUCACCCACCACCAUCAACACCGGCCGCGGUCCCGAGUUUGAGGGUGCCGUCAUCGCCCUCUUCCACCUCCUCUUCACGUGGCCUAACAAGCAGCGCGCUCUCCAGGAGGCCUUCUACAGGCAGAACCUGCCCAACAUCACGAACCUGCUCGCCACCGUGCUCGUCUUCGCCGCCGUCAUCUACCUGCAGGGCUUCCGCGUCGAGAUCCCGGUCAAGUCGUCGCGUCAGCGUGGCGCCCGCGGCUCGUACCCGGUCCGCCUCUUCUACACGUCCAACAUGCCCAUCAUGCUGCAGUCGGCCCUGUCGUCCAACGUCUUCCUCAUCUCGCAGAUGAUGUACUCGCGCUUCUCGGAAAACCUCCUCGUCCGCCUCAUCGGUGUCUGGGAGGCCAAGGAGGGCUCGUCGCAGCUCCACGCCAUCUCGGGUCUCGUCUACUACAUGUCACCCCCGCUCAACUUCAAGGAGGCCCUCCUGGACCCCAUCCACACGGCCGCCUACAUUGUCUACAUGCUGGGUGCCUGCGCCCUCUUCUCCAAGACCUGGAUCGAGGUCUCUGGCUCCUCCCCCCGCGACGUGGCCAAGCAGCUCAAGGACCAGGGUCUCGUCAUGGCCGGCCACCGCGAGCAGAGCAUGUACAAGGAGCUCAAGCGCGUCAUCCCCACUGCCGCCGCCUUUGGCGGUGCCUGCAUCGGUGCUCUCUCUGUCGCCAGUGACUUGAUGGGUGCUCUCGGCUCUGGAACCGGUACUCUCCUUGCUGUCACCAUCAUCUACGGCUACUUUGAGAUUGCCGCCAAAGAGGGUGACAUGGGCGGUAUGAAGGGUAUGAUUAUGGGCUAA
Geosmithia morbida is the source of this 1431-nucleotide messenger RNA. Its product is annotated as protein transport protein SEC61 subunit alpha. The transcript is spliced from 3 exons. Lineage: Eukaryota; Fungi; Ascomycota; Sordariomycetes; Hypocreales; Bionectriaceae. The coding region runs from base 1 to 1431 and encodes 476 amino acids. The record is from RefSeq and is a predicted model, not a curated record. Gene Ontology annotation, molecular function: signal sequence receptor activity; transmembrane protein transporter activity; ribosome binding. Gene Ontology annotation, biological process: post-translational protein targeting to membrane, translocation; SRP-dependent cotranslational protein targeting to membrane, translocation. Gene Ontology annotation, cellular component: Sec61 translocon complex; membrane.